GCUGCUAUUUGGGCGGGCUGGACAGCUGAAGGAGGGCAGCAGAAUCCCUCAACGCAGCGGGAGCCGGAGCAAGGGCACGCGACCGGGAGCCAGAUAGGGGAGGGGGGGGGGACCCACAUAGUCUGCCAGCCAUUCAGAAGCGGAGAACUCUUGUCUCCUCAGCAACGGGCCUGGGUGGCCAAGACUGCGUCUCCCCUUAUUUCGUGCCCUCCUGGUCGUUAAUAUCUCCCUCACUCUUCACCCGCUUCAGCCUGGCACGAGAGCUGAGCACUCUCUCUCUCUCCCCGCUUCACCAAACUAGAAUUUGGGCAAAGGGUGGGGGAAGAGUCUUUCUUCCUUUGCGUCCCCCCCCCGCUCUAUUUUUCUUCCACACUCCACCCAGAAAUGAUCUGCUGAAAAUAGGAGGAGGUGAUUUCCCCUCCCAACCACUGCUCCUGCUGCUCCUUUUUCUGCUGUGUUCUGUGAAGGCUUCAGGAAUAUCCCUAAAUCGCUCAGUCUGACAGGCGAGCAGGGAAAUUAUUUUUUUCUAGAGAGGGUCCAUUUUGGGGUGGGGAGGCGGGGAUAACUUACACAGCGUUUUGGGGGUGGUCUCGUGUGAAGGUUCUCUGAUGAUUCCUGACCAUGGGGAAGGACCAGGAACUGCUGGAAGCUGCUCGCACUGGGAAUGUGCCUUUGGUGGAAAAACUCUUGGCUGGCAGGAAAGGAGGGCUCCUGGGCAGUGGAUCUGGACCUAUUCCUUUAUCCAACUUGCUGAGCAUCUGGCGAGGACCAAAUAUAAACUGCACAGAUAGUUCGGGUUACACUGCUUUGCACCAUGCAGCUUUAAAUGGUCACAAGGAUGUAGUUAUCAAAUUACUUCAGUUUGAAGCAUCAACUAAUGUGGCAGAUAAUAAAGGGUAUUUUCCUAUACACUUGGCUGCUUGGAAAGGAGAUGUGGAGAUUGUGAAGAUUCUUAUCCGUCAUGGGCCAUCACAUUCCAGAGUGAAUGAACAGAACAAUGAAAAUGAAACAGCUUUACACUGUGCAGCCCAAUAUGGACACUCAGAAGUGGUAGCAGUUUUGCUUGAAGAACUUACAGAUCCUACAAUAAGAAACAGCAAGUUAGAGACUCCAUUGGAUUUGGCAGCAUUAUAUGGCCGUCUGCGAGUAGUGAAGAUGAUCAUCAAUGCAUAUCCAAACUUGAUGAGCUGUAACACAAGAAAACACACUCCAUUGCACCUUGCUGCACGUAAUGGUCACAAAGCGGUUGUACAGGUGCUGCUAGAAGCUGGAAUGGAUGUCAGCUGCCACACAGAAAAAGGGAGUGCACUUCAUGAAGCAGCUUUGUUUGGAAAAGUGGAUGUGGUACGCAUUCUGCUAGAAACAGGAAUUGAUGCCAACAUAAAAGACAGUUUAGGUAGAACUGUUUUAGAUAUUCUCAAAGAACAUCCAUCGCAACAAUCACUCCAAAUUGCUGCAUUACUUCAAGAAUACACAGAAACAGGAAAUGCCACAGUUGCAGAGGAACCAAAAGAGGAAUGUCCAGUGACAAAUAAUCAAUCUUGUGUUUUGUCUCCAGAGAUUUCUCCUACGCAAACAAAUAAAAGUGAAGCUGUGACUGGGGAGUUGUCAAAACUACUGGAUGAAAUAAAACUGUGCCAAGAAAAGGAUUAUUCUUUGGAAGAGCUUUGUCAUACUGAAUCUGACCACUAUCUGGACAAUGUUAGCAAAGUAUCAGAAGAAGAACCAGUGAUGAAUGAAAGCCAAUCCAAAUCCAAUAUAAAAUCAUCCUCAACAAACCUGUUACCAACAGAAGAGGAUGAAGAAGAUGGAGGUGAAAACAGUUGUGGGCCGACAGGUUUGUGGGAAGCACUGACACCUUGUAAUGGAUGCAGGAAUCUUGGCUUUCCUAGUCUUACUCAGGAGUCCUUUCCAAAGAAGAGGAGUUAUACACUAGAAGCAGUGCCAUCUGCUGCUUCUGAGGCAUUUCCUGUAGAAAAUGAGAAUGAUCUCUGUGAUUUUCUGGAUACGACAGUUACAAAGAAACCCUGUUCUUUAGAAAUAGCAAGAGGACAUUCUUCAAAGACAGAGAAUGCACCUCAAGUAGCAAUUAUUGCACCAGGUACCAGUAACCAUAGAAACAGUUCAACAGGCCCAACACCUGACUGCUCUCCUCCAUCACCAGAUACUGCAUUGAAAAAUAUAGUGAAAGUCAUACGACCUCAGCCGAAGCAACGUACAUCAAUAGUAUCAGCUUUUGAAUUUCACCGAUUAAAUCACAGCCAUGAUUAUUUUGAAAUCAACUCUUCCCUUGGAUAUGCAAGCUUUACUUCCAGUCCUCCAAUCAGUCCAGCUAACUAUUCCAUUGGAUCCAUUGAAGGGAGCAUUGAAGAUAAUGACAUUCCAGAAACUCAACAAACCUCCAUUGAAAGUGAGCAACUUGAAGCACACUCCGCUGAACAGUUUGCUGGCCUACUUCAUGGAUCAUCACCUGCUUGUGACCCACCUGAAAACCCACUUCAGCUAUAUAGAACAGGGAGCCCAGCUGAUGAAUUCUACCACAAAAAUUCAAUCCAAAGUAUUUUGAAUUCGGCACAGCUGCAACAAGAAAACAGCACUGAUAUUUCAGUUAAAAAGAAAAAACCACCCAUUUUAAGCAGAACUAUAUUUCCUUCUAAAAGUAAUCUAGGAGAAACUAACACACUGGCUGGCAUCACAAGAACUGGGGAUCAGUGGGUUGUUAAUGCUGCAGGGUUUGUGGAACGUGCUUGCACACUUGGGAGGAUACGAUCUUUGCCAAAGACUCUCCUUGACAUGCAUUUAUCCAAAUACGUUUCAAAAUCAGACUCUAAUCUGAUUUCCUACCCAUCUAAUGAGCAAAAAGCAAGAAGAAAUUGGAAUGAAUCUACAGUAGACCUGGAAAGCUCUAGAAGAAAUUCUGAAAGAACACCAUCCUUUACUUCAGAAUGGGAAGAAAUUGAUAAAAUAAUGAGUUCCAUAGAUGCUGGUAUUACUACCGGACUAGAAGUGAUUAAUGAUGGUAUUGCAACACCCAGAUGCCCUGUCCAGACUGUGGGACAAUGGUUGGAAAAUAUUGGGCUACCUCAGUAUGAGAACCACUUGCUGGCUAAUGGAUUUGACAAUGUACAGUUUAUGGGAAGCAACGUGAUGGAGGAUCAGGACCUUUUAGAAAUUGGAAUACUUAAUUCUGGACACAGACAAAGAAUUUUACAGGCAAUUCAGCUCCUUCCAAAGAUGAAACAAAUAGGCAACGAUGGCUACAGCCCCACCUCUGUAGCAGAGUGGCUAGAUUCCCUGGAAAUGGGUGAUUACAUCAAACCCUUUCUGAUAAAUGGCUAUACGUCGAUGGACCUUGUGAAAAAAAUCUGGGAUAUUGAAUUAAUUAAUGUAAGUCAAUAUAUUUUUACCUUUUAAA
Zootoca vivipara (common lizard) is the source of this 3415-nucleotide messenger RNA. It is a transcript of the gene ANKS1B, whose product is annotated as ankyrin repeat and sterile alpha motif domain containing 1B. The record is from RefSeq and is a predicted model, not a curated record. Gene Ontology annotation, cellular component: cytosol. Gene Ontology annotation, molecular function: ephrin receptor binding. Lineage: Eukaryota; Metazoa; Chordata; Lepidosauria; Squamata; Lacertidae. Gene Ontology annotation, biological process: ephrin receptor signaling pathway.